GUCUAUUCGAUGUGAUCGUACCCUUAGUCAUUUAAAAUUUCGAAAAUAUUUUUAUCUUUAUAAAUUAAAUGCUUAUUUGCUUUUAAAUUAAUCUAAUAUUCGUUACAAAUAUAUGAAGUUCGAACAGUCAAGUGCACAAACAACCAGUUUGUAAAAGUGGAAAUAUAAUAAUGUCCCCAUUAUUUGUCGUGAUCGAAUUGUGUUAUUAUAAAUCAUAAACUAUCGAUAUUUUUUGAUUAAUAAUUUAGUCACAGCAUAACAUACAUUUGAUGUAGAUUCAUGACGUUGCAAUGAAAUUAAUCGAUAAAUUGAUCAUGUUUGUUGUGUGUGAUAACCUUUGAAGAUAAAAAAUGUAAACAAUACGACAAAUUUCUCUUAAACAUUCAAUUUAAACAUGAAACUAACAAAAUUUUAUACGGUAUUUAUUGUUUUCAUAGUCUUUAUUAGUGUGUUUUAUUUUUUAUUUUAUUUAAAGUGGGAUACUAGACAGAUUAAAAAUAAAAUAAAGAUCCAAUGGUCAGAAGAUAUGAUUAAACCAGAAAUAAAUGAACAAAACUCAAGAUUUUCCAUGAUAGGAGAAAAAAUUGUGCAUAUAGAUCUAAAAGGUGCCCCUCCAAAAAUAAGUUUCUAUAAAUAUCUACUUCCGUUACUCGCGAAAUUCGGGGCUACUGGAAUUUUGUUAGAAUAUGAAGAUAUGUUUCCUUAUAGUGGAGAUUUAGUUAAUAUUUCUGCUAGGAACGCUUAUACAUUAGACGAUAUUAAAGAAAUAAAUAAGUUAGCAGCUGAACAGAACCUAAAAAUCAUACCGUUAAUUCAAAUGUUUGGACAUUUAGAGUUCAUUUUAAAACUGAACAGUUACGAAGACUUGAGAGAAGUUCCCGAAUACCCUCAAGUGAUUUGCCCUACACACGAAAAGACUGUUAAAUUAUUGGAGGUUAUGGUAGAACAAGUAAUCAGAUCUCAUAAUAAUAUUCGGUACAUCCAUAUAGGAGCCGACGAAGUUUUUUAUUUAGGUGUAUGUGAUAGAUGUACAGAUUUUAUGAUGAAGAAUAAUUUAUCAAAGAAUCUAUUAUACGCGCAGUAUAUUAAAAAAAUCGUUGGGAUAAUUAAGAGGCUUUAUCCCAAUAUAACUGUUUUAAUGUGGGAUGACCAAUUUAGAUCAUUUACCAAUAGAGAUUUUAGCUUUAGUAAUAUAAGUAAUUAUAUAGAACCUGUGAUAUGGAAAUAUACCAAAGAUGUUUACGACGAAUUAGGGCCAUCUUUAUGGAAUAGUUAUAAAAAACAUUUUAAAAAUGUGUGGAUUGCUAGUGCGUUUAAAGGAGCUACAGGUAGCAACGAAGUACUACCAGCAACAACGCACUAUCUACAAAACCAUCACAGUUGGAUGUCUGUUGUUGCAGAAUAUUCCAAUCAGAUUAAUUUUCAGGGAAUUAUAAUAACAGGUUGGCAAAGAUACGACCACUUCGCGAUUUUAUGCGAAUUAUUACCACUAGGUUUACCCAUUUUAGCCAUGAGUCUUAGAAUAGUUCUUGGUUAUAAUGAUUCCCCUUUGAGUCCUCCAACAGAGAUAGCAAAUCUUUUAAAAUGUAAACAACCUUACGCGUUGAUAGGUCCGGCGUUCGGGAGUCCUAAAUGUACUUUUCCCGGGGGAGAGAUAAUCGAAAAUAUUAUACGUUUUCAGCAAUUGAAACAAGAGUUCGAAUCUAUCAUUGAAAAUUCGAAAGUGAAAGGUUGGAUGACUGAUUACAAUGUUAAUCAUUGUUUUACGAAUAUUUAUUACGUUGAGACUGUUACUACACCAUUGGGAAAAAUAAAACAGGAUUUAUUUGAAGUAAAGGCUCUAUUAGAAGUUUCUUUAUCUGAUAUUUAUGACGAAUUUACCGUGAAUGAAUGGAUCGAGACUUACGUCAAACCAUUGGACACACAAGUUAAUAAUCUGUGGAAUGCAAAGAUGAAAUUGACAAGUAAAAAAAAUUGGGAUAGACGACCUUUUGUUAAAGAAACUUGUAGAUAAAUUUCCAUUUAGAAAUUGAACUUUAUAUUCAAAUAAAGUAGAUGAUUUCAUUAUAAA
Messenger RNA from Diorhabda sublineata, 2071 nucleotides. RefSeq names its product hexosaminidase D-like. The transcript has 3 exons. Gene Ontology annotation, biological process: carbohydrate metabolic process. Lineage: Eukaryota; Metazoa; Arthropoda; Insecta; Coleoptera; Chrysomelidae. The record is from RefSeq and is a predicted model, not a curated record. Gene Ontology annotation, molecular function: hexosaminidase activity. The coding region runs from base 395 to 2014 and encodes 539 amino acids.